AUGGUGGCGUCGGCGGUCGGUGUCGCCUGGUCAACCGCCCACGCUCUCCUCGCGGCGAGCGCGGGCGCGACCCCACGCGCGCGUGCACCCGCACUCCACCCCCGCGUCGUCUCCCACCGCGGUCCGACGCCCCUCGCGGCGGUCGAACCCGCCGCGUCUCCGAGCCUCGGCGGCGGCACGGGCGGACUCGGCCAUCGUCACCGACAGUCAGGGUCCUUCCCCUUCGCGUCGUCGCGCGACAUGGGGAAGAAGGCCCGGCUGCGAUGCGCGUCGUGCGGUACCGAGUACAAGCAGAGGACGGACAAGUCGCGGUUCUGCUCGGUCAGGUGCGCCGCCGUGACGGGGCCGUCCACCGGAGUCGGGGUGGCGAAGCCGUUCAAGGACAUGGUGCCGGGCGCGGGGGGAGAGUCCAAGUACGGCGACGUGCCCCCCGCGUUCGCCGGCGCGUCCGUCGUCGCCGCCGCCUCGGGGUACGCCGGCUCCGGUUACGGCAGCGACGUCUCCGCCUCCUCAUCCUCCGACUUUCAGUGGGACGGCUUCGGCACCGGGAAGGGCAGCAAGGGGGGCAAGGGCAACCGCAAGCGCAAGAAACGAGCCAAGAAGGGCGCGGGGGGGGAGUCGCUUCGGCCCGUGGAGGAGGACCCGCGGUGCACCGCGGUGCUUCAACUCCUCGACCGCCAGUGCGUGGUCAUCUCGGGCCCAGGACCGGCGAUGGACGAGGCGGUGGCGCGCUGCGCCGCCUGCGACGUCGUCGCCGUCGACUGCGAGGGUGUGAACAUGUCGAGGGUCGGCGCGAUCACCCUGCUGCAGGUGGCCGCCGGAGACAGCGCGUACCUCUUCGACGUGCAGGCCAUGGGCCGCGCGUGCUUCGAGAUGGUCUCCGACGCGUCCGUCACGAACGGCCGGAACCUCAAGUCGGUCCUCGAGGACCCCAAGGUCGUGAAGCUCAUGUUCGACUGCAGGGUCGACUCUGACGCGCUCUUCCACCAACACGGCGUGUCGUUGACUAACGUCUUCGACGUUCAGCUCGCGGACGUCGCCGCCCGCCGUGCCAACCACCACGCCGUCUCGCUCCUCAGCGGCAUGCCCAAGUGCGCCGGGCGGUGGCUUCCGAAGGGUCCGAACCAGGCGGAGGCGGCGUUGGCGGCGCAGGGUCCGGAUCGCGCGCCGAUCCGAUCCGACUCCGACGCUCCGCCCGACGCCGCCUCCGUCGCGCGCGUCACCGAGCACCUCAAGCGGAAGGUCAAGGAGCAGUACGCGUCGAACCUCGGUGGGGACGGCGAGCUGUGGGCCAAACGUCCGCUGGCGGAGGACGUGAGGCGGUACGCCGCGCUGGACGCGUGGUUGCUCAAAGAGAUUUACGCGGCGAUGGAACACGCCAACGUUCUGGACGAGGACUGGCGGGCUCGGGUGGUCAAGGAGAGCGAGCGGCGGGUGGGGGAGUACAGGGAUCUGGAGGAGCCGAUCAUGCAGUUCAGGUGCCAGGAGCGCGCGCAGGCGCCGGACCUGUGA
Messenger RNA from Micromonas commoda, 1512 nucleotides. RefSeq lists its product with no specific name. The record is from RefSeq and is a predicted model, not a curated record. Bases 1 to 1512 code for a protein of 503 amino acids. Gene Ontology annotation, molecular function: nucleic acid binding; 3'-5' exonuclease activity. Gene Ontology annotation, biological process: nucleobase-containing compound metabolic process. The transcript has a single exon. NCBI's taxonomy places the organism in Eukaryota, Viridiplantae, Chlorophyta, Mamiellophyceae, Mamiellales, Mamiellaceae.